Didymodactylos carnosus is the source of this 1398-nucleotide messenger RNA. The record is from the annotation of a GenBank genome assembly. Lineage: Eukaryota; Metazoa; Rotifera; Eurotatoria; Philodinida; Philodinidae.
AUGGCUAAAAACUCUCCUUCUAUUUCUGGUGCUUCCGCCAGAGGAAUUGAAACCAGGUCAGCAAUUAUUAAAGAUAUUACUGACGGCCAGUGUUAUCAACAUAUUUUGAACGAAGAAAAUGAAACUUUCUUAACACUCAUCAUGAGUGGUGAUGGCAUUCAAGUAUCAAAUUCUUCAAACAAAUCCUUAUGGAUUUUUACAGUCAUAAUUAACGAAAUUAAAAGAAAACACCGAUUUCAUAUAAAAAAUUCAAUCAUAGCAGCGAUUUGGCCUGGAAAAAAGAAGCCAGAUAAAUAUCAAAUACGUGAAGUUAUCUCAAAGAUCUCUGAGGAGCUUAAACUUUUAGAAAAACCAACUGAAUACUCUCUAGCUUCACAAGGUGGUUCUUCUGUUCCCUUAUCAGUGUUUUUAAUUGGUUUAGCGUGCGAUAAACCUGCACAAAGUGACCUGGUGUUAUCUGGAGCGAAUGAUCAUCAUACUAUUCGAGUUUUUCCAUUACCAAGUGAAGGUGAAGUUCCACCGCGAUUAAGAUCAAAUGAAACGUAUGAUGACGCAAUGAUUAUAUUAGAAUCUCAACGAAAUAAAAUAGUGACGAAAACAACUGAAAUGAGAAAGAAGGAAUUUCUGGAGAGAAAGGGUCAUUUAGGACCGUGUUCAUUAAGAAAUUUAAAAUACAUUGACAUUGGGAAAUCGUUUUUAUUUGAUUCUUUACAUACUCUUUAUCAUGGAGUGUUGGAUCGCCUACUAACUCUAUGGUUUGACGUCGAUUAUAAGAAAGAAGACUGCUCAGUUCGUCAUCAUAUCGAUUCAACUGCUGAUCAGCUCUUAAAAAUACGUUAUCCUUCGACUACGACACGUGCUCCGAGAAGUCUCCUCGAAUACACAAGAUACAAAGGCAGUGAACAACGGUGUAUUCUUCUAUUUGGAUUUAUUAUUUUAAAAAGGUUUCUGAAGAAAGAAUAUUAUGAACACUUGCUCCUUCUUGUUGUUGCAUCGCAUCUGGCUGAAGGUCGUGAACUUCAUCAUUCACAAAUUCAAGAUAUUGAAUUAUUAAUAAAACAAUUUCUUGAUUUAUUUCCUUAUUUGUACUCAAAUCGUCAUAUUGUUCAGAACGUUCAUUCACUAUGUCAUUUACAACAGUCUCUUCAAGGCUUUGGUUCAUUAGCACUUUACUCCACGUUCAACUUCGAAAACGUUCUUGUGCCGUUCAAUAGUGUAAAAAAUUUAGGUGGCAUAUGUUACGCUGCCGAUUAUGUAAAUAGGACUGAUGAUUGUAAUCCAACCGCUUGUACGCCAUUUGCUACAGUAAAAGGUCGAUCAUGGGGUGAAGGUGGAUAUAUUCGAAUUUUACGAGGAAAAAAUAUGUGCAGCAUUGCUAGUUAUGAAGCGUGUGAAUAA